CUCUACCCCGCCCUCGCCGUUCACGCAUUCAGGAUGGGCUCCGAUCGAGAGUUGAUGGCCAAAUCUCCUCUACUCCGGCUUCCGCCUGAAGUGAUGGAACUCAUAGUGCGCGAGGUCGGCAGAUCGAAGGAUGUAGCAUCUAUCUGCCAAUGCUCUACCCAUCUAUACGAUGUUGGGAUCCGGACCCUCUACGAUAUGCCUCUGGCACACAACAUGAAGAGUAUGGUACGCUUGCUGAAGUCCAUCGUCAAGAAGCCUGAACUGGCGCUCUGCGUCAAGCAGUUUACUUUCGAUUGGGCAGUCAAAGAUGCAGCCCUGGUCAUCGGGGACAACGUCCUGGCCUCCUUCAUGAGGCUCGCAAUCCGAGCGACAGAAUGCAUGGACAACGUCUACGGGCUGUACAUGAAGAUGGUCCCCGACUUACCUGGGCUGCUCGGCCCUCGCGUUAUCGCAAACCUCACUCACUGCUCUCUCGCAAUCACGAGAACUGCCAUACCCUUCCUCAAAGCCAACGCUGCCAAUAUCGUCGACCUCGAGUUCGCCGACAACGAUGCAGUGCCCGAGCCAGAUCGGGUCCUGCCUGGCAAAAUUGCGUUUCCCCGCCUCGCUAACGCCGACGUUCCUGCCCACAUCGCGCAUCUGGUCUUCCCGGGAACGUCGGCCACUAGCGCCACCAUCUUGCUCGCGUACGACGAGGACGAACGCGCCGAGGAGCUCAAGAAUCUCGAAUGCCUCGCCGAGCUACCCCUCACCUCGAUGAAGGUCUCUGCAGCGCAUCUGCAUCCAGAGGUGAUGCCCGUACUUGCACGCUGCGCGCCCAGGCUGGGAUCGCUGGUCAUCGAGAGCAUCAUCACACAAACACCGAGAUCCCGCCAGCUCUUCUUUCGCGCGUGCGAAGAACAUAUCUCGGCCUUUGAGCGGUUGAGGGGGUUCGCGGUCUCUGUGCGCCCGGGGAUAUUCAACUUCGAAGCAGAGGUUCCGACCUUGAAAGACCUGGACAAGAUGUCGGACAUAGUCCAGCGACUAUCCGCGCGCUGCAGGACCUUGCAAUUCAUGAACAUGGGGUUCGACCUCUUCUGGUUCCCCACCGGCGAUGUCUGGAUGCCCCGCACGAUCAACGCGCUUGCUCCCGACAGCGAGCUCGUGAACGUCCUGUCGACGUGGAUGAUGAAUCGAGUGGCGAAGAAUCCAGCCUUGAUGCGCGCGAUGAUCUCGCAGGCAGUCCGCGACUAUCCUGCGCAGCUUCGCGAGCUGGAGCGGUCGCACGGCGUCAAAAUACGAGAUCCAGAAGUUUACGGGAACCAGUACUACGACUUCGAAGGGGAUGAAGAUGAGGAGGACGAGGGUGAGGGAGAUGAGGAGCAGGAUGGCGAGGAGUGGAUGACGGACGAAGAUAGUGGGUCGGAGGAAUGAGUGGGCGAUCAUCGUAUUAAUUCCGAUUCGUAAGACCUUGUCCGACUUGGAGACGGUACCGCAUCACGUGGUUCAUGUUAAACUUUUGCAGAGCUACCGGCGUGAAGCCAAUUCGUUUGCUCUUUCAUAUGAACAAAGCACCGUGUGUGAUCUCUCUGCCAAUCAUGGAG
This is a messenger RNA of Schizophyllum commune H4-8, 1583 nucleotides long. RefSeq lists its product as uncharacterized. NCBI's taxonomy places the organism in Eukaryota, Fungi, Basidiomycota, Agaricomycetes, Agaricales, Schizophyllaceae. The record is from RefSeq and is a predicted model, not a curated record. The coding region runs from base 34 to 1413 and encodes 459 amino acids. The transcript is spliced from 4 exons.